Messenger RNA from Cuscuta epithymum, 574 nucleotides. Lineage: Eukaryota; Viridiplantae; Streptophyta; Magnoliopsida; Solanales; Convolvulaceae. The record is from the annotation of a GenBank genome assembly.
CCCGUCCCUUCAUUUACCCUUAGGCAAUCACUCUUCCUUUUUCUUAUCAUCUCUUUCCUCUCCCGUAUAGUCUACCGAAUUUGAGGACAUGCUCCUCUAUCAAUUUUCCGGCUCGUUAAAAUCAAUUUGUUGGAAGCAAGUUGGAUCCAGAACAUUUCUUGGACUUCCUGAAGCCUUAUGUAAUUACGAAUGGUUGCUUUUCUUUUUUAAAUUAAUUUAUUUGUAUUUCAAUAAUAAGCCUCUUAGUGCUCUUCGUAUUUCAAUAAGUUGGAGAUCAUCUUGCCUGGAAUUUGGAGCAAAUGGUCCGUACUUCAUUUUGGGGUUUCCUUUCCGUCAUUCAAGUAGAAGGGUUAAUGAGUCCGGUCAACCAUACAUAUUUCCAUUCCUUAUUCCUUGUGCCAGUCAACAUUGACUAAAUAAAUAGGGACGGAGGGAGUAUUAUAUUGUACUCUUACGUAUCAUUAUUGGACUAUCUGCAUUAUUGUAUAGCUUCAUUAUUUGAUGAGUUGUAGUUGCUAUAUAUACAUGCAUUGCAUGUCAUUUACGAGAUAUGCAAAUAGAAGACUUUCUAUUA